AUGGGGAUGGGAGAAAUCCUCUAUGAAUAUUGGGGAAGGUUCAAGCAGAUGUUGGCCAAAUGCCCACAACACCAAAUACCGGAUCAUGAUCUUAUUCGGUAUUUCGUGGGAGGACUCCGAAGACAAGAUAGGCAAUGGUUACACGCUGCAUGUGGAGGAUCGAUCUUAAACAAAUCUACAGCGGAAGCUUUCAAGCUCAUAGCCGACAUGGCAGAGGAAUCGAGAGAUGAGGAAGGGACUAUAGUCAGAACUACUCCGGUACCGGCUCCUUCUCCCCAAGACGAAAAGUUGGACAAGCUUUACAACAUGUUCGAGAAAUUUAUGACGAAUCAAGGAACACCCAAUCAAGGGAUUCCCAACAUUCGAAAGCCUGUGAAGCCAGGAGGAAACAACGGAGGGCAAAACCAAAAACCUUUUGAGCCCUACAGGCAGCAGUACAACAAUCAAGGAUGGAGGCGACAUGAGAACCUUAGGUACGGCAACAACAACUAUCUGGGGCCAAACCAAGGGCAGACGAGUAACCCACCACAAUACUCGCAACAACCUCAACAGGGAAGAGGAUCCUCCCUAUCAGAGCUCGUGCAUCAAAUGGCCCAACAACAAGUGAAGUUCCAGCAAGAGACCGAAAAGUUCAUAAUGGAGACGAGAGGAGGAAUGCAGAAUGUGAACUCCCAACUAUCACAUCUUGCCCAAGCAGUCGCCAGACUUGAAAGUAAACAAGGGACACUCCCAUCCCAAGUGGAGGUGAAAAAGGUGAAUGCCAUGACACUCAGAGGAGGAAAGGAGUUACCCGAGGUUGAUAAGGAGAAAAACAAAGAAAAGCCAGAGAUCAACGAGGAAGAAUUUGCCCAAGAUAGAGAGGCAAAGCGAAAGGCGACAGGGAAGGGUAAAGAGAAAUCAAGCCAGACUGAGCCCAGACUCCCCUUCCCAGACAGAAUGGCCAAGGAACAAAAGAAGAAAAAAUUAAUCGAACUGGUUAAAAUCUUCAAGAAGGUAGAGGUCAAUAUACCCCUUUUGGUCGCGCUACGCUCUAUGCCCAGAUGUGCAAAAUUUCUCAAAGAACUCUGCACUCGGAAGGUCAAAUACACGGAUGAUGCGAAAUUUCAAGUGGGCGAAUCCGUGUCCGCAGUUUUACAACGAGAUAUGCCUAUAAAAUCUGGAGAUCCUGGCAUGUUCUACAUUCCAUGUGUAAUAGGAACCAUGAAGGUGGAAAAGGCAAUGCUCGACUUAGGGGCAUCCAUCAAUGUUAUCCUACCCGAGUGGUGA
This is a messenger RNA of Salvia miltiorrhiza (redroot sage), 1266 nucleotides long. RefSeq lists its product as uncharacterized. The transcript is spliced from 2 exons. Lineage: Eukaryota; Viridiplantae; Streptophyta; Magnoliopsida; Lamiales; Lamiaceae. The record is from RefSeq and is a predicted model, not a curated record. Bases 1 to 1266 code for a protein of 421 amino acids.